Daldinia childiae is the source of this 1158-nucleotide messenger RNA. RefSeq names its product Pirin-like protein. The record is from RefSeq and is a predicted model, not a curated record. The transcript is spliced from 2 exons. Lineage: Eukaryota; Fungi; Ascomycota; Sordariomycetes; Xylariales; Hypoxylaceae. The coding region runs from base 1 to 1158 and encodes 385 amino acids.
AUGAGGACUGUCGCAUUUUCCUUUCUUAUAGCCAUACUAUCUAUAGUUGUCUUUAGGGAACGAGUUAUCGAUCUAACCUCGACGACUUUCAAUUCCGUGUUAGAGACUUUCAAGACCUACGACGGCAGCAGUAGAAGUAGCAGUAGCGCCGUGACUAACAGCGAUACGGUAACUACCAAAUCGACCACCGCCGAAUCUGAAUCCGAAGCCCCUUUUUAUAACCCGUCCGAGAAACUCGUCGCAACUGAAAUGUCUGUCCCGCGCGCAAUCCGCAAGGUAUUCCUGGCGGUCGAACAGGCCGAAGGAGCUGGAGCCAGGGUUAGGAGAAGCGUAGGAACGCCGCAAUUACGAAACUUCUCGCCCUUCCUAAUGCUAGACCACUUCAGCAUCAAACCCGGCGCAGGCUUCCCAGACCACCCACAUCGCGGGCAGGAGACCAUUACGUAUCUAUUAACGGGCGGUGUCGACCACGAGGAUUUCGCCGGUCACGCUGGUACCAUCGAGGCCGGUGACUUGCAGUUCAUGACAGCGGGUCGUGGCAUUAUGCACGCCGAGAUGCCGCGCCAGAACCCGGACGGUAGCGCAAACGUCGGCCUGCAAUUAUGGGUUGACCUGCCCGCCCACCUCAAAGCCUGUGAGCCUCGAUACCGCGAUUUGAAAAAAGACGAGAUUCCAAGCGCCGAAUUAGACGACGGGAAGAUUCGCAUCAAGGUUAUCUCAGGACAAGCUGGUGGUGUUGAAAGCCUCAAAGAAUUAGCUUACACCCCGGUUUGGCUGCUCGACGUAGAAAUGCAACCAGGUAGCAAGUUGGCUCAACCUCUCCCGAAGGGCUGGAAUGCCUUCUCGUACCAGCUAGAGGGAUCCGCCGUGUUCGGCUCCGGCGACAAGAAGCAGACGGUCGCGCAAUACCACAACUGUGUAUUCGAGCCGGAUGGCGACGUGGUGAAUGUCGAGGUACCCGAGAGCGCAAAGGAAAACGCGCGUUUCGUCAUAGUUGCCGGCCAGAUCCUAAACCAGAAAGUGGUCCAGUACGGCCCCUUCGUGGCAAACUCCCCCGAAGAUGUGCGACAGGCGCUGAUAGAUUACCAAUUCCACAUGAACGGUUUUGAGAGAGCCAAAGAUUGGCAGAGCGAGAUCGGAAAGACAAUGGUUGGUUGA